AUGGUUCCGAUUCGACUACUUUCGGCGCUUUCGCUGCUAGGAACCUAUGUGUCCGCCUUCCCGCUCUUGGAGCAACAGCCGUUGGGCGAUGGUCUCCAGAAUGAGGACCACUUCCCACCAACCGCGGGUGUUGAGUCCUCUCAGGGACUUUCGGGGCGCUUUCUCCACAUCACAGAUUUUCACCCAGACUCGUACUACCAACCCGGAACAUCUGACGAGAAGAGCUGCCACAGAGAUGAUGGCUCGGCGGGGUACUUUGGAGCCGAGGGGACCGAGUGCGACUCACCAUUUGCUCUCAUCAACGAGACAUUUCGCUGGAUUGAGACGAACCUCAAAGACAACAUCGACUUCGUCAUUUGGACCGGUGACUCUGCGCGACAUGACAACGAUGAGAAGAACCCUCGCACGGCAGAAGAGAUAAUCAACUUGAACAAGUUCAUGGCGGACAAAUUUGCCGAGGUCUUCAAGGGCAAGGGCGCGACCCAUGGCCUUUCCAUUCCGAUUGUACCCACGUUUGGUAAUAAUGAUAUAAUGCCGCAUAAUAUCUUCAAAAAUGGGCCGAAUCGGUGGACGAAGCAAUAUAGAGAGGUAUGGCACAAAUUCAUACCCGAGCAUCAACGCCAUAGUUUUGUCGAAGGUGGCUGGUUUGUCUCGGAGGUGAUACCCGACCAGCUGGCAGUCAUCAGCUUGAACACCCUAUACUUUUUCGACUCCAAUUCUGCCGUCGAUGGGUGCGAUGCGAAAUCAGAGCCAGGCUAUGAGCAUAUGGAAUGGUUGCGUGUGCAAUUGGAGCUGCUGCGGACGCGUCGCAUGAAAGCCAUCUUGAUAGGUCAUGUUCCUCCAGCAAGAUCCGGCACCAAGCGCAGCUGGGAUGAAUCCUGCUGGCAAAAAUACACGCUCUUCGUGAACAGGUUCCGGGACGUCGUGGUCGGUAGUGCAUAUGGACAUAUGAAUAUCGAUCAUUUCAUGCUUCAGGACAGUCACAAAGUGAAGAUUGCCGACACCAGCGCAUCCUCUGCGCUGUCCGAUCUUUAUGACGAAUCGGGCGAGAUCUCCAUUCAGUCUCGUUACGAUUAUCUCUUCAGUCUCCGGAAAGACUGGUCUAGCCUGCCGUCUCCACCAGAUGGUAUGCCGAAAGGGACCUUUCUAGCGGACGAGUGGCUCGAGGACGAAGUCGCAGCGGGAGGUGGCAAGGGCUCAAAGCCCAAGAAAAAGAAGCGCUUCUUGAAAAAGAUCGGUGGUCCUUGGGCCGAGAGGUACAGUGUGUCGUUGGUGUCACCUAGUGUGGUGCCGAACUUCUUUCCUACUUUGCGUGUUGUAGAGUACAACAUUACCGGCUUGGAAGACACGACAACUUGGGCCAACGCGCCUGUUCAGAACGGCUUGGACACUGUUGUCUCGGAACCCGUUGAUGAUGCGUUGUCAGCCGGGAAGAAGAAAGACAAGAGCAAGAAGAAAAAGCCACAGGUCAAGGUCCCGUUGCCUCCAUCGUCGACUGCUCCUCCGGGACCGGCAUAUUCCAACCAGGCAUUGACCUGGCUCGGUUACACCCAGUACUAUGCCAACUUGACCAAGAUCAAUAGUCAGAUGGCUAAGCGCCAGGAGGAUCUCUCCAGCUCUGACAAAGGGGACAAUGCGCAGGAGAUGAAACACAGCGAGGUCUUCGCGUUCGAGGUCGAAUACGAUACCCGACACGACAAGGUAUACAAGAUGGAUGAUCUCACAGUGCGCAGUUUCUUCGAGCUAGCGACACGAAUUGCUAAGAACCGGUUGGGUAAAAAUGAUCUAUGGGCGCAAGAGGCGACCGCCGACGAACUUGACAUGGAUGCUUCUGAGGUUGUUGGCGACCGUGGAGACGACCUGGAAAUUGAUAAGAAGAAGAAGAAGAAGGCCAAGAAGCCGAAGAAUCGGGUGUGGAAGGCAUUCCUGGAAAGAGCUUUUGUCGGGACUUUGGACAGUGACGAACUUGACGAUAUAGAAUAA
Messenger RNA from Aspergillus sclerotioniger CBS 115572, 1983 nucleotides. RefSeq names its product endopolyphosphatase. The transcript is spliced from 2 exons. Gene Ontology annotation, molecular function: exopolyphosphatase activity; endopolyphosphatase activity. The coding region runs from base 1 to 1983 and encodes 660 amino acids. Gene Ontology annotation, cellular component: fungal-type vacuole; membrane. NCBI's taxonomy places the organism in Eukaryota, Fungi, Ascomycota, Eurotiomycetes, Eurotiales, Aspergillaceae. The record is from RefSeq and is a predicted model, not a curated record. Gene Ontology annotation, biological process: polyphosphate catabolic process.